UAGACAAAGAAAAUACAACAAAACCCUUUAUAGUACAAUUGAUUUUUUUUUUCUUUUUGUAACCUUAGGAUUAGUUAACAUCUCUUUAUAUACAAAUUUGAGUGAGGACAAAAUUGGAGAAUACACAAGAAAACCUCUCUUCUUUUGUCUUCAUAGAAGAACAAAAACACAAAUGCUUCUAAGAAAAACCAUUCACAAGACCAAAUUUUUACUUAAAAAAACACUUAGAAACUUCAAAUGUUUAAUCUAUGGAGGAUACCAAAAACUACCAAGAUCUCUUUCCUUCAACUGUCGAAGCGGUCGCAAUGCAAGAUCAUACACAAAUGAUUAAUUCUACAAUGAGUUCUAUGAUAUACUUCAAUCUGAUCUCAAUAGAAUGAAUAUGAAUGAUGAGAUUAAAGCAAUGGAAGAAGCUUCAAGUACCGAAAAAAAGCAUGUAAGUUUUGUCAAACAAAGUCCAAAAAAGAACAUCAUUGAAGAUGGAGUGAAAGAGAGAAAAGACAAAAGGAAAAACAAGAAUGAGGGUGUUCAUGAAUUAGCAUUGAAGAUGAAGGAAUUGGAUAUGAAUGAUUCAAGUGAUGUUGAACAAGUAUUAGAUAUAGAAGAAGCACUUCACUAUUAUUCUCGUCUUAAGAGUCCUGUUUAUUUAGAUAUUGUGGACAAGUUUUUCACUGACAUUCACUCAGAAUUCUCUGUUUCACAAUCUUCUGUUAGCAUCAAUCGUUCAAAGUCAAAGGGAAGAUUUGGAUCAAUCAGGUUGUAGAUAUAGCAUAAAUCUUAAUUUUUGUGAUGUAUAUGAUGAAAUGUGUUUUGUUUUCACCAUUUUUUGUGUGAAGUGACUUUUAUUUUACUUCAACUAGUACUAGUAUGUUGAAGGGUUUGAGUUUGUUUGGUCUGAAUUCCAGUUUUUUUUUCCUGGUUUGUUCAUGUUUGAAUUGAAUUUAUAUUGUUCAUUCUUCUAUAAUGAAUUAUUUAGAAUUUUUUCCAGCUUAAAA
This is a messenger RNA of Trifolium pratense (red clover), 995 nucleotides long. RefSeq lists its product as uncharacterized. Bases 377 to 763 code for a protein of 128 amino acids. Lineage: Eukaryota; Viridiplantae; Streptophyta; Magnoliopsida; Fabales; Fabaceae. The record is from RefSeq and is a predicted model, not a curated record. The transcript has a single exon.